This is a messenger RNA of Arachis stenosperma, 1819 nucleotides long. Its product is annotated as glucan endo-1,3-beta-glucosidase 5-like. Gene Ontology annotation, biological process: carbohydrate metabolic process. The record is from RefSeq and is a predicted model, not a curated record. Gene Ontology annotation, molecular function: hydrolase activity, hydrolyzing O-glycosyl compounds. Lineage: Eukaryota; Viridiplantae; Streptophyta; Magnoliopsida; Fabales; Fabaceae. Bases 200 to 1663 code for a protein of 487 amino acids. The transcript has 2 exons. Gene Ontology annotation, cellular component: plasma membrane.
GUCCAUAAACUAUCUUCAACUUUACUCAACACUUCACUUAAGUAACUAGUUAAACACUCUGUUUUGUUUUCUGUUGAGUGCUUUAAAUCUUCAAACUCCAACACCCAGAUCACUUUUUCCUUCAAACUACUUCAGGAACCUCUUAUGAUCUCUUAAAGUUUCCAACUUUGUCAAGCAUUGCAAAGUGGUAGGAGUACACAUGUUGGAGCCUAGAUUCUUUUAUGGUGCACUCUACCUGUUUGUUAUAUGUUGGAGCUUGGAAGCUCCAAUGGCUGAGUCAGGAAUAGGGGUUAACUGGGGCACCAUUUCAUCCCACAGGCUGAGGCCAACUACAGUGGUUGAUCUGCUUAGAGAGAACAAGAUCCAGAAGGUGAAACUGUUUGAGGCUGAGCCUGAUGUGAUGAGAGCAUUGAUGGGGAGUGGGAUUCAAGUAAUGGUUGGGAUCCCAAAUGAGAUGUUAUCAGUUUUGAGUUCUUCACCUUCUGCUGCUGAUUUGUGGGUUAGACAGAAUGUUUCUUCUUACAUUGGAAAGGGUGGUGCUGAUAUCAGGUAUGUUGCAGUUGGAAAUGAACCUUUCCUUUCAACUUACAAUGGCCAAUUUCAGAACUUGGUGAUGCCUGCAGUCCUCAAUGUUCAGCAAUCCUUAGUCAAAGCAAAUCUAGCCGGUUAUGUAAAGAUAGUUGUCCCUUGCAAUGCCGAUGCCUAUGAAUCUGCAUCGCUUCCUUCCCAAGGGGCAUUUCGUCCUGAACUGACCCAAAUCAUUACUCAACUUGUUCAGUUCCUCAACUCAAAUGGUUCACCAUUUGUUGUUAACAUCUACCCCUUUCUAAGUCUCUAUGGCAAUGGAGAUUUCCCCCAAGAUUAUGCAUUCUUUGAGGGAACUACCCAUUCUGUAACAGAUGGUUCCAACGUCUACACCAAUGCGUUUGAUGGAAACUAUGACACAUUAGUUGCAGCCCUCAGUAAACUUGGAUAUGGUCAGAUGCCGAUAGUUAUUGGCGAAAUCGGUUGGCCCUCAGAUGGAGCUAUUGGUGCAAAUAUUACUGCUGCAAGGGUCUUUAACCAAGGCCUUAUCCGUCACAUUAUGAGCAACAAAGGGACGCCAUUGAGGCCGAAUUCUCCUCCUGUUGAUGUUUAUAUCUUCAGUCUACUUGACGAAGGAGCUAAGAGCACACUUCCCGGAAACUUUGAGAGGCAUUGGGGGAUAUUUUCUUUUGAUGGACAGGCUAAGUAUCUGUUGAACCUUGGAUUUGGAAACAAGCAAUUGAAAAAUGCAAAGAAUGUUCAGUAUCUUCCGUCUAGAUGGUGUGUAGCAGACCCUUUAAGCGAUUUGACGAAUGUGGUGAACCACAUGAAACUGGCAUGUAGUGUUGCUGAUUGCACCACACUUAACUAUGGUGGUUCAUGUAAUGAGAUUGGUGCAAAGGGAAAUAUAUCAUAUGCUUUUAACAGUUACUAUCAGCUACAAAUGCAAGAUUCAAGGAGCUGUGAUUUUGAUGGACUUGGUAUGGUAACUUUUUUAGACCCUUCAAUUGGAGAUUGCCAUUUUCUUGUGGGAGUUACAGAUAAAGACUCAGAUUCAUCUGCAUCAGAAACAGCAAAGCAUUGUUGGUUUCUACUAUUACUUUUAUUUUUACAUGGGACUUUUUGGCUCUCAAUUUGAUAAAUAGAUUUGGUAAAGUAGGUUAGCUGAUAUACUAUACUAUUUAUUUAUCUAGUCUUAGGAAUAUUCAAAUGCAUUUUUGGUUUGUAGCAUCAUCCUAGGAUUCAGUAUAUUGUAUCAUAUAAGAGACUGUAUGAACACUAUAUCUUGAAUAUC